AGAACUUAUGAUCUGAACUCUGGGUUUUACAAUUUAGGAUUACACUCUUGAUCAUCUUUUUUCUUUUUGCAGCAGAUGUCGGGGACUCGGAUCCAGGGGGCAGCGGCUGUUUCUCCCCGCCCCAGCCUUCCCCGGUGAUGCAGUUACCUCCGGCUUCUUACCCUCCGACAAGAUCCAUGAAUACCACCACCAACCUUCCACUCUAUGAGCCGCUCUUUGGCCAAACUACCCUUCUCUCACCUCGCCCAACCUCAGGCCUCCAUCCUAAUUCAGAUAAACCUCUGAGCGUUAGCAAAAGCAUAAAAACAGCAGAAGAUCUCCAACAAGAUGCAUUCGUAGAUCCUGGUCUCAACCCAUCCUUGGACUCCGAUCAUGGCCUUGUUACACUGGCUUUCCCCUCUGCUACUUGGUCCUCCUGCCCAAGUCCACAGAGAACCACUCCCUGCUCAGGGUCAGGGCCAAAGCUGACCCCUUCUCCUGCAGUGAGUCGGCUGGAGUCUCAUCGCUGGCCUGUCCUGCCUCCCAUCUCCCCUGUCAGAGGACAGUGCGGCACAGUAGCAUCACGCUACUCUGAGCUCAGCUGCAGUCGGUCUCGUGUGUUUGACGAACUGGAGGCCAUCGCCCCUCGAUCUGCUUCCUGUCCAUCUCUGGACCAGGCAUCAGACUCUUCAGGCUGCCCUUCACCUGAUACAGAGCUGUCUCCUGGCCUGGCAGCGCUGACGGUGGGCUGUGACUCAGGGCAUCUGGGCUCCUUGUCCCGGGUCCGGCUGCUCCUCUUGGACCGGCCGCAGCCUGAGACCCUGCCGAGUCCCCGUGUUUUUGAGGAGGAUUUCUCACCGGUGCAGGACUGGACUAUUCUGAGGAUGCAGUAUGAUCCAGGAUUGACUUCGGAAGGUGUUUUGAGACCCCUCACAGCUGGCAGCAUCUCUGAAAGGUGUGACUCCGCAGGGAAAGUCCAGGAAAACAAAUCGGAUCAGUCUGAAGGAGGCUCUGGGUCACCAUCUUCAUGGAUCAUAGACCCGAGUCCAUCGUACAGCAUGUUCAGAUCCUCGUAUUCUCCCUGCCCGUCCAAUCACAGUUCCAGCACACAUGGAGGGGGUCCCUCCGAGGAGGAGUCCAAUUAUGCAGGAUGGAGGGAUCCAGUUGAGUCCUCAGCCGGAGGGAGGAGCCCAGAAAGCCUCGAACACAGAUUUGAAGAGAAGGCAAGCAGGCUAGAGGAGAGGAAAACAAAGGUGCUGAACAUGCUUUCCAAACUGCAGGACGACACCCCUCGCAAGAACAAAAGCAGCAAGGGCUGCUCCAAUUUUGAGGACUUCGACUUUUUGGCAAAAUAUUGCAUUUUCAGUCAGGAGAAGCUGGACGAGUACAAAAGAGCUUUUGAAGCAGAGGACUGUGACGGUGACGGCUACAUCUCCUGCCUUCAGGUUCUCCUCGCUCUUAAAGACAUCAUCCCUCCAGAGCUGCUGUCUGACGAGGAGGAGAUCUACGUCUACAGGAUCCUGGAGAUGGUGGACUUCAGAGUGGCGGAUGGGCUCGUGGACCUGAGGCUCUUCGCCGUGAUUGCUAGCCUGGCACAGAAGAUAGCCACCAUGGAUGACUUCAUGCGGUCGCUAAUCAGCAGCAUGGACCUCCGCUCCCUGGAAGUGAGGCUCUUCAAAGCGAAGCAACUGUUCCUGUUCCUGCUGGAGGAGCAGCAAGGAGACGCGGCAGCUCAGCGGGGAUUUAUCAGCGCAGAGCAGCUGCUUCUGGAGCUGAAGGCCGGCGGGAUCCACCUGGAGCAGGAGGCGGCCAUCAGACUGGAGCUCCAACAAAUUCCCCCGCUGGACCUGCUGGACUUCCUGGCCUACCUGCCCCUCUUCAUGCUCAUUCACAAGUCCGUCAUCUCCAACCCUCUGGACGACUCCGGCAAGCUCUGACCUCAGCCACCGCUCGGUCUGCCCUGCGAGGCUCAGGUAUCAGCGUGGCUGCGGGGCGUGAACAGGGCACCGUAGUCACUUUUUGAUCUUCCAUGAGACAAAACGCCUCACUGGAGCCUCCGCUGUUCACCCAAACAAACAAGGACGGAAAUGCGCGGUGUACAAUAAUUUACAGCAAAGGUCAGAGAAAAGCUUCAUCGUACAUUUAAAGGUGUUUGAAAGUGUUGCAGUGAAACCAGCCGACAACGGUUGAGCGACACUUGUGCUGCACUUUCCCAAAUGUGACUGACAACCUAACGAUACUUAAUGGUUAUUUUUGUCGAUUUCCUGUUGUCAUCGACGAGGACUUGUCUCCUGGACUGCUGUGGACUUUUGGAAGUCAAACACCGCUCCCCUCCAGAUGUGCACAGACCACACUACAAGGAAAGGCAUUCUUAAAUGGACUUCUGUUGAGCCUCUCAGACAUGUGGAGCGUUUCAUAGAGCUGUAAAGUGCUGUCUAUGGUCCUGAAACCUUCUGCAGCUGUGGAUGCUCGCUGAGCAACACUGCAGCGGCACUGAAGAACCGGCAUAUUGGCUGAGUCAGUUGAAAACUCUCAAAGGUCUUUAGAAAAGGACUGUGACGCGCUGCUUUGGGGGCUGUGCUUUGUGUAGCUUUGCUGAUGCGACAACUGCUUAUUGUUCUGGGUUAAAAAAACAAAAAACAAAACAAUAUUUGAGCAGGUAGCAGCCGCGACUGUUGGCCCCCCUCUAACCAAACCUUAUCCACACUGAUGGAUGAUAUUCAACUAAUAUAGUUGGAGCUACUGUUUUGCUCCCAGCUUUGCCCAUUAGAUACGGCCGUGCUCGCCUGAGGUCCAUACCACACUUGACAGACCGCCACAGAGGAAGACGUGAUGGGCCAGGACUGUUAGAUCAGGGACGUCCUGUGAGCAGCAUACGCCAUCACGUAGAGCCCGAAUACACAAGAGAAAACUAUAAUUCUACCGGCUAAUGUUAAACCUUCCUUUAAGAUUACGUCGUUUUGAGAUUCUGAUGUUGAUAAAAACACUUCAAACCUGCUUUGAUAUCAAACGGAUGACGUCCUCUCAGCUGUAAUGUCAUCCUUAUCUUCCUGUGACCUUUGCGAAUGUCACAGCCGUGUAAUUGAAGCAGACCAAGAACCUGACGAGGCAGUUCCUGUUUAAUGCAGUCUGGUGCUAAAAGGUGCGGAAAUUAUUUCUACCUGUAAAUUCCCUUGUAGUUUUUCUAUUGUUUUUAAAUGACUGGAGCAUCUCUGAGAGGAUUAAAGUGACCAAAGUCUUGAAAAUGAUCCAAAUGGUUAUGUUAGGGGUCUCGAGAACAAACUCUUUUUUUAUUUUAACAACUUAUUUACAGCUCUACACUGUCGAAAUUGUUGCAUCGGCAGCAUUGUGCCACAUUUUGGUCAUGACUUCUGCAAAAGUAGAAGUGAAAUAUUAGCCCUCAAUGGUUGUUUGCGAGUAAAUAAACUGACAAGGGCCAGUUUGGUCUCCUACUGUGCUGGAAAAACGAGGAAGACGUGUUAACGUUACGGGACAUGUUCACCCGUAUCACGUGAGUCACAUGGGUGCACUGGCCUGUACUUGGGUGGAGGUUGAGUUUGACAACACCUCUCUUAUAUAUUGGUCUUUCAUGUGACACCAUUUGGUCAAUUUUGCUCCUCACAUCAUCUCAAAUUGUCUGUGAUACUUCUGUUACGCCUUCCUCCUGCCUGAAUUUACUGGAUCAUAAAAAAAUCACCUGUCGUUCUGUUGUCACCUCUGUCUUCUCCUGAUGAUGUUUUAUUUUUAAUUUUUUUUUGCAUUCUCUUGUCUUUACUAUCAUUAGUCUGUGCAUGAAAAGGUCUGUGGGUCCAUUUGGGAGUAGUGGCGGAUUGUUCCUUUAACAAAUGGCUUAACUUUUUUUUAAUUUUCACUCACUUUGAAUAAAAACAGAUUUUUAAUUUGAUAAGCCUUUUGAGAACCAGACAUACUUAACAGCUGUCUUAAAUAAGCAAACGUUUGUCAACAAGUUCUUGUCUUAAACUCAAAGAAAAC
Xiphias gladius (swordfish) is the source of this 3972-nucleotide messenger RNA. RefSeq lists its product as uncharacterized. The transcript is spliced from 11 exons. Gene Ontology annotation, molecular function: calcium ion binding. Lineage: Eukaryota; Metazoa; Chordata; Actinopteri; Istiophoriformes; Xiphiidae. The record is from RefSeq and is a predicted model, not a curated record. Bases 138 to 1916 code for a protein of 592 amino acids.